Humulus lupulus (European hop) is the source of this 2368-nucleotide messenger RNA. Its product is annotated as DNA replication licensing factor MCM7. The record is from RefSeq and is a predicted model, not a curated record. The coding region runs from base 116 to 2272 and encodes 718 amino acids. Gene Ontology annotation, cellular component: MCM complex; nucleus. Gene Ontology annotation, molecular function: ATP binding; single-stranded DNA binding; single-stranded DNA helicase activity. NCBI's taxonomy places the organism in Eukaryota, Viridiplantae, Streptophyta, Magnoliopsida, Rosales, Cannabaceae. The transcript is spliced from 15 exons. Gene Ontology annotation, biological process: DNA strand elongation involved in DNA replication; DNA replication initiation; DNA replication.
UUGCCGCCAAACUCAACCCAACCCUCUCAUUCUCAUCUCUCCCAUUUUUCUUUCAUUCUUCUCAGACUCUCUACUUUUCUCUUUUUCACUCCUCUUCGCGCUUCUCUGUGCAGCCAUGAAGGACCUCGAUUUCGAUUCAGAUAAAACACUCGCGAAAGAGUUCCUUUCAAAUUUCGCAGAUGUCAAUGGCGAGGCCAAAUACAUGAACAUCCUUCAAGAAGUCGCCAAUCGCAAAAUCCGAGCUGUUGAGAUUGAUCUCGAGGACUUGUUUAAUUAUAAGGACUUGGAUGAAGAAUUUCUCAGAAGGGUUACCGAAAAUACUCGCCGGUACAUUGGAAUUUUCGCAGACGCAAUUGAUGAGCUUAUGCCGGAGCCGACAGAGGGUUUUCCAGAUGAUGAUCACGACAUAUUGAUGACACAAAGGUCUGAUGAUGGACCGGAGAACGUUGACGGUUCAGAUCCUCAUCAGAAGAUGCCUCCCGAAAUCAAGCGCUAUUAUGAAGUUUACAUAAAAGCAUCUUCCAAAGUAAAGCCUUUUACCAUUAGGGAGGUCAAGGCCUCGUACAUUGGUCAGCUAGUGAAGAUAUCUGGCAUUGUGAUCCGUUGUUCAGAUGUUAAGCCAUUGAUGCAGGUUGCUGUGUAUACAUGUGAAGAAUGUGGUUUCGAAAUUUACCAGGAAGUCACUGCUCGAAUUUUUAUGCCCAUAUUUCAAUGCCCAUCCAAGCGUUGUGACAUAAAUCGAACAAAAGGGAAUCUUAUCCUUCAACUCAGAGCAUCCAAGUUUUUGAAAUUUCAAGAGGCCAAAAUUCAAGAACUGGCUGAACACGUUCCAAAAGGUCAUAUUCCUAGAACGAUGACUGUUCACCUUAGAGGAGAACUCACAAGAAAGGUGACUCCGGGUGAUGUUGUUGAAUUAUCUGGGAUAUUUCUUCCUAUUCCUUACACUGGUUUCAAAGCAAUGCGAGCUGGUUUAGUUGCAGAUACCUACUUGGAAGCCAUGUCGAUUACACAUUUCAAGAAAAAAUAUGAAGAGUAUGACCUUAAAGAUGAUGAAGAAGAGCAAAUUGCACGUUUAGCUGAGGAUGGUGAUAUAUAUAACAAGUUGGCACGAUCCUUGGCACCUGAAAUAUUUGGACAUGAAGAUAUUAAGAAGGCUUUGCUUCUUCUUCUUGUGGGUGCUCCUCACAGGAAGCUGAAAGAUGGGAUGAAGAUUAGAGGAGAUUUACAUAUCUGUUUAAUGGGGGAUCCUGGAGUUGCAAAAAGUCAGCUUCUUAAGCAUAUUAUUAAUGUAGCUCCCAGGGGAGUGUAUACAACUGGAAAAGGAAGCAGCGGAGUUGGUUUAACUGCUGCUGUCAUGAAAGAUUCAGUCACGAAUGAGAUGGUUCUUGAAGGAGGAGCAUUGGUGCUAGCUGAUAUGGGUAUAUGUGCUAUUGACGAGUUUGACAAGAUGGAUGAAUCAGAUCGUACAGCCAUUCAUGAAGUUAUGGAGCAACAAACUGUUAGCAUUGCCAAGGCUGGGAUUACUACAUCCCUGAAUGCAAGAACUGCUGUUCUUGCUGCUGCCAAUCCAGCAUGGGGAAGAUAUGACCUGCGGAGGAGUCCCGCCGAAAAUAUCAAUCUUCCCCCAGCCCUUUUAUCAAGAUUUGAUCUCCUGUGGUUGAUUCUUGAUAGAGCUGAUAUGGAUAGUGAUCUUGAGCUGGCUAGGCAUGUUGUUUAUGUCCACCAGAACAGGGAAUCUCCAUCGCUUGGUUUCACUCCACUUGACUCAUCUGUGCUUCGUGCAUAUAUUUCUGCUGCAAGAAGAUUGUCUCCUUCUGUUCCAAAGGAGCUUGAGGAGUACAUUGCUAGUGCCUACACUGCUAUUAGGCAAGAAGAAGCAAAAUCAGACACCCCACAUUCUUACACAACUGUGAGAACACUGCUCAGCAUUCUCCGGAUAUCAGCUGCACUAGCGAGACUCCGAUUCUCUGAAACAGUUGCUCAAAGUGAUGUGGACGAGGCACUUAGGUUAAUGCAGAUGUCGAAAUUCUCAUUAUACUCUGAAGAUCGUCAAAAGUCUGGUCUUGAUGCUAUCUCUGAUAUCUAUUCAAUUCUUCGAGAUGAAGCUGCCAGGAGUCACAAAAUGGAUGUUAGCUAUGCUCAUGCACUUAACUGGAUUUCUAGAAAGGGUUACAGUGAAGCCCAGCUGAAAGAAUGCUUGGAGGAAUAUGCAGCCCUGAAUGUGUGGCAGAUACAUCCUCACACUUUUGACAUUCGAUUUAUUGAUGCUUGAUGUCUCUCUCUUUAUUAUAACAGUUGAAAAUGUUCACAUUUUUCUUUCUAGUUUGUAAGAGAUGUAUUUUAAUUAUUUAGUUUAGAUUUUUUGGUC